Molecule: messenger RNA, 1085 nt
Organism: Rhodofomes roseus
Lineage: Eukaryota; Fungi; Basidiomycota; Agaricomycetes; Polyporales; Fomitopsidaceae
Exons: 5
Coding region: 372-1085 (237 amino acids)
Source: RefSeq, a predicted model, not a curated record
CACCACAAAAAGUAGAUGGUGGGGAUCUUGCAUGCCUGUGCCCUCCGCAAGAUAAAGGGGCACGGCAGUAACGAUGGCUUGCUCGGUGCUCGGAGUGCGGCUGGUCCCCUCUUCGACAACGCACCAAGCAAACAUCUCUAUUUUGCUGUUCUAUCGCAGUAUCUUACCUGACGUCGGCUGCGCCGAUCGUACCCUGCGAUACGUUGAGCGCACACAUUGAGUCGAGGGUUUUGACGGACACGAUCUGCAACAUUGUCUACAUCCACGACAUGCUAUCGCGGACACGGCGCUCGCCUCCACAGGGUACGCGGACUUCGCGAGAUCUCUGGAAAAUAACAUCGUAUAUAUAUCCCAUCUAGAGAAGGACGAAGAUGGUGCAAGUACCAGCCAUGGGCCCGAAGGCUGCACAUGCCGAGCAGCCGAACAGGCGGGCCCGUGCAAACGCCCGCCCGCCCGCGGCGCUUCGCAGCGGCACGGAGGGUUCCCUCCGUACCCUUACUGUGUACUCACUCUCUAGCACUUGGCGAACAAUACCGCUGUGGCUUUCUCGCAGCAGCCGUGUGGCAUCUUCUUACUUCGGCAACGCAGCCGCUCGGGUGGACGCCGCCACCCCUGGAAGGGAAUCUGAUUCCUCUUCGCCCUUAUCUGCCGUAACGCCGCUGUCCGCGCUCUCUGAGAGUCGUGUGGACGAAUUGAUAGAAGCACUGGAGGAAGAAGCCGCGCGGAACAGUACCGCCGGCGAGAUUGACGCCCCCAGACGCUCACCGCCGCGCAUACAACCCUCUCCUACUCCCUCUCUGUCCUCUUCCUCCUCGUCUUCCUCCUCAGACGACUCCUUGCUAGUAUCCCCGUCGAAUAUGGCUCCUCCGGUCUCGGAACUCAAGGCGACUAGCGCCAAUGCGGCCGUCUCGCAGGCCUCCCAGAAACAUGCUCCCGUCGUAACUCCGGGGAAGCUCACGCCGGCCGUCCUGCUGCAGUGGGAAGCCUACUGUGUCGCGUUCUUCCGGAAACAGAAGAUCGGUGACGCAGACAAGGUCGCGGAGGUCGCGCCUGGAUUCCAAGAUGAGCUCAUCCCACAUUCAUGA